AAUGCAUUGUGGGCUCGCCGGGAGCCUCGGAGUCGAACCUGAAUGAAAGUGGCGCGCCGCUGAGGAGCCGGGUGGGGCGGCUGGCGCCGGGGUUCGGGCCACUGGCUCCAGAGCGGUCGGCUAGGUGGCGGUGUGCGGCGCAGACAUGGCUUACAACAAGAUCCCGCCGCGGUGGCUGAACUGUCCGCGGCGCGGCCAGCCGGUGGCAGGAAGAUUCUUACCUCUGAAGACAAUGCUGGGGCCAAGAUAUGAUAGUCAAGUUGCUGAAGAGAACCGGUUUCAUCCCAGCAUGCUCUCAAAUUAUCUAAAGAGUCUGAAGGUUAAAAUGAGCUUGUUGGUGGAUCUGACAAAUACUUCAAGGUUCUAUGACAGAAAUGACAUAGAAAAAGAAGGAAUCAAGUAUAUCAAACUUCAGUGUAAAGGACAUGGUGAAUGCCCCACGACUGAGAAUACUGAGACAUUCAUUCGCCUGUGUGAGAGGUUUAAUGAAAGAAGCCCACCUGAACUUAUAGGUGUUCACUGUACCCAUGGCUUCAACCGGACCGGUUUCCUCAUAUGUGCCUUUUUGGUGGAGAAGAUGGAUUGGAGUAUUGAAGCAGCAGUUGCUACAUUUGCCCAAGCCAGACCACCAGGAAUCUAUAAGGGUGAUUAUUUGAAGGAACUUUUUCGUCGCUAUGGUGAUAUAGAAGAAGCACCACCACCACCUGUCUUGCCAGAUUGGUGUUUUGAGGAUGAUGAUGAAGAUGAUGAGGAUGAAGAUGGAAAAAAGGACUCAGAACCAGGGUCAAGUGCUUCCUUUGGUAAAAGGAGAAAAGAACGGUUAAAACUGGGUGCUAUUUUCUUGGAAGGUAUAACUGUUAAAGGUGUAACUCAAGUAACAACUCAACCAAAGUUAGGAGAAGUACAGCAGAAAUGUCAUCAGUUCUGUGGCUGGGAAGGGUCUGGGUUUCCUGGAGCACAGCCUGUUUCCAUGGACAAGCAAAAUAUUAGACUUUUAGAACAGAAGCCAUAUAAAGUAAGCUGGAAAGCAGAUGGUACUCGUUACAUGAUGUUGAUUGAUGGCACAAAUGAAGUUUUUAUGAUUGACAGAGAUAAUUCAGUGUUUCAUGUUUCAAACCUGGAAUUUCCAUUUCGUAAAGACCUCCGCAUGCAUUUAUCAAAUACCCUUUUGGAUGGGGAAAUGAUCAUUGACAAAGUAAAUGGACAGGCUGUUCCAAGAUACUUGAUAUAUGACAUAAUUAAAUUCAAUGCACAACCUGUUGGAGAUUGUGAUUUUAAUAUUCGCCUGCAGUGUAUUGAACGUGAAAUCAUAAGUCCACGACAUGAAAAAAUGAAGACUGGGCUCAUUGACAAAACACAGGAACCAUUUAGUGUGAGACCUAAACAAUUUUUUGACAUCAAUAUUUCAAGAAAGCUCCUGGAAGGAAAUUUUGCCAAAGAAGUCAGCCAUGAGAUGGAUGGACUUAUUUUUCAGCCUAUUGGAAAAUACAAACCUGGUCGAUGUGAUGAUAUUUUGAAAUGGAAACCUCCCAGUCUGAACUCUGUGGAUUUUCGACUUAAGAUAACAAGAAUGGGAGGAGAAGGGUUGCUUCCACAGAAUGUUGGCCUUCUCUAUGUUGGAGGUUAUGAAAGACCCUUUGCACAAAUCAAGGUGACAAAAGAACUAAAACAGUACGACAACAAAAUUAUAGAAUGCAAAUUUGAGAACAACAGCUGGGUCUUUAUGAGACAGAGAAUAGACAAAAGUUUCCCAAAUGCCUACAACACAGCCAUGGCUGUGUGCAACAGCAUCUCGAACCCUGUCACCAAGGAGAUGCUGUUUGAGUUCAUUGACAGAUGUGCAGCAGCUGCCCAAGGACAGAAGCGAAAGUAUCCCCUGGACCCUGACACAGAGCUCAUGCCACCCCCACCUCCCAAGAGACUGCACCGGCCAACCUAGUCCCUGCCUCUGACCUCAUGCUCAAGAGGAAAGAAGAGUGAGAAGAAUGCUGUUGCUUCAUUUACACAGCCAGAGAAAUUAAAGAGACAGUUGUGGCUUGGUACUGACACAUGUGUUUUAAGGGAAGACAUGUAGCCAACCUGUAUAUAUUUGGUACAUUUGGUUUCUCAGAAAUACAGUACAUCAUGGACCUAAAUAUUUUAUUUAUACCUGAUAAAUUCAGCCUUACCUUUUAGAGUCUGAAGAUUGAAAUAUCCAAAGGUUUAAAUCAAAUUGAAGUCAAUGAGAUAGAGGCCUUGUUUGUAUGUGAAUAGAUACCUUUACAUUUGAUUCGUAACUAGCAAUCUGAAAUUGUGAGCUCAUUGAGUUUUUUAGAAGUUGGAUUUUAAGUUUUUCUCCUAAAAAUGUAGGCAGUGGCAUCAGAAAUUCUUGCUGUCACUUAUCAUGGAUUUCCUAUAUUUCUGAAUUUUCUAUAUUCUGAACAAUGACAAGGUCAAACAUUAUGUACAUUAAACAUUUUGGUCUGGCUAUACCAUUUUGUGUGUGUGUGUGUGUGUGUUGUGUGUGUGUGUGUGUUUGUGUGUCUGUGUCUGUGUGUCUGUGUAUGUGU
Peromyscus leucopus (white-footed mouse) is the source of this 2549-nucleotide messenger RNA. It is a transcript of the gene Rngtt, whose product is annotated as RNA guanylyltransferase and 5'-phosphatase. The transcript is spliced from 16 exons. The record is from RefSeq and is a predicted model, not a curated record. Gene Ontology annotation, biological process: 7-methylguanosine mRNA capping; protein dephosphorylation. Lineage: Eukaryota; Metazoa; Chordata; Mammalia; Rodentia; Cricetidae. Gene Ontology annotation, molecular function: mRNA 5'-triphosphate monophosphatase activity; ATP binding; mRNA guanylyltransferase activity. The coding region runs from base 146 to 1939 and encodes 597 amino acids.